Messenger RNA from Talaromyces marneffei, 2574 nucleotides. RefSeq lists its product as uncharacterized. Gene Ontology annotation, biological process: vacuolar acidification; proton transmembrane transport. NCBI's taxonomy places the organism in Eukaryota, Fungi, Ascomycota, Eurotiomycetes, Eurotiales, Trichocomaceae. The record is from RefSeq and is a predicted model, not a curated record. Bases 1 to 2574 code for a protein of 857 amino acids. Gene Ontology annotation, cellular component: fungal-type vacuole membrane; vacuolar proton-transporting V-type ATPase complex; vacuolar proton-transporting V-type ATPase, V0 domain. Gene Ontology annotation, molecular function: ATPase binding; proton-transporting ATPase activity, rotational mechanism. The transcript has 5 exons.
AUGGCUCCGAAAGAUACAUUCUUCCGCUCGGCGGAUAUGAGCUUGACCCAGCUUUAUAUCGCAAAUGAAAUCGGUCGGGAGGUGGUGAGCGCCUUGGGUGAAGUAGGACAGGUCCAGUUCCGAGAUCUUAACCCAGAUGUAAAUUCCUUCCAGCGGACAUUCACCAAGGAGAUCCGACGACUCGAGAAUGUUGAAAGACAACUACGCUAUUUCUCCUCACAAAUGGAGAAAGCGAACAUCACUAUGCGACCCUCCUCCGAGUUUGGAAAUACGCUUGCUGCCCCAUCUUCCGCUGAAAUCGACGAGCUUGCCGAACGAAGUGAAGGCCUGGAACAACGUAUCGUGUCGCUGAAUGAUAGCUAUGAGACGUUGAAGAAGCGGGAAAUGGAACUUAUUGAAUGGCGCUGGGUUUUGAGGGAAGCCGGAGGAUUCUUCGACCGCGCACAUGGGCAUACCGAGGAAAUCAGAACAUCUGUGGACGGCGAUGGGGAUGAUGCUCCGCUUUUGCAAGAUGUUGAGCACCAGGUUCCACGGAACGGCGACGCGCAAGGCCAGCAGUCUUUCUCCGUCAUGAAUAUCGGCUUUGUUGCUGGUGUCAUUCCUAGAGAACGUAUUGGUUCGUUUGAACGCAUCUUGUGGCGUACCUUGCGUGGAAACUUGUACAUGAACCAAUCCGAGAUUCCGGAGCCGAUCAUCGACCCUGCUACGAACGAAGAGAUACACAAGAAUGUUUUUGUCAUCUUCGCCCAUGGUAAAGAGAUUUUGUCCAAAAUCAGGAAGAUUUCGGAGUCGCUCGGAGCAAGUCUCUAUGGUGUAGACGAGAAUAGUGAACUUCGUCGUGACCAAAUCCAUGAGGUCAACACUCGCCUUGGAGAUGUCGAAAGUGUUCUGAGAAACACAACGAACACGUUGGAAGCCGAGUUGACCCAGAUUGCUCGUUCACUCGCUGCCUGGAUGAUUAUCGUUAAGAAGGAAAAGUCGGUGUAUCACACACUCAACAAGUUCUCGUAUGACCAGGCUAGGAAGACAUUGAUUGCGGAAGCUUGGGUCCCGACCAACUCUUUGCCAUCGAUCAAGUCAACACUACAGGACGUCAACGAUCGCGCUGGAUUGUCCGUGCCGACUAUCGUCAACCAGAUCCGAACAAACAAGACGCCUCCAACCUAUGUCAAGACAAACAAGUUCACCGAAGCGUUUCAAACAAUCAUCAAUGCCUAUGGUAUCACCAAGUACAGUGAAGUCAAUCCCGGUUUGCCCACAAUUAUCACUUUCCCCUUUCUUUUCGCCGUCAUGUUUGGUGACUUUGGUCAUGGAUUCUUGAUGACCCUUACUGCCACCGCAAUGAUUGUUUUUGAAAAGACUCUACUACGAACCAAGUUGGAUGAGUUGACGUACAUGGCAUUCUAUGGUCGUUACAUUAUGUUGAUGAUGGGUAUCUUCUCGAUGUACACCGGUCUGAUCUACAACGAUGUCUUUUCUCUAUCUUUCGAGUUCUUCCCCAGUCAGUGGCAAUGGCCCCAUAACAUCGACGAGGGACAAGUUGUCCAUGCAACUUUGAAGCAGGGUUACCGUUACCCGUUCGGUUUGGAUUGGAACUGGCACGAGGCAGAAAAUGCGCUGUUGUUUACAAACAGUUACAAGAUGAAGCUCAGUAUCCUCAUGGGAUGGGCUCAUAUGACCUACUCUCUCUCUUUGCAAUACAUCAACGCUCGCCACUUCAAGUCCAAGGUCGACAUUCUAGGCAAUUUCCUUCCGGGCAUGAUCUUCUUCCAGUCCAUUUUCGGUUACCUUGCCUUUACCAUUGUCUACAAAUGGUCCAUAGAUUGGAAUGCUAGAGGCGAGUCUCCACCUGGUUUGUUGAACAUGUUGAUCUUCAUGUUCCUCAGCCCUGGAACUAUCGAACAACAGCUCUAUCCUGGACAAGCUGGCGUACAGAAAUUCUUGCUAGGUUUGGCCGCUUUGCAAGUCCCCAUCAUGCUUCUUCUUAAGCCUCUGUGGCUGCGAAGAGAGCACAACCGAGCCAGAGGUCUUGGUUACCAAGGAAUUGGUGAACGCGCUCACGUGAGUGCAUUGGAUGAAGAUGGAGAUCUGAACGGUCACGCAUCCGCAGCACGUGAUAGUAUAGCUAGUGAUGGUGAAGCAGUUGCAAUGAUCGCGCAGGACAUUGACGAGGGAGAGCAUGAAGAGUUUGACUUUUCGGACGAAAUGAUUCAUCAAAUCAUUCAUACCAUCGAAUUCUGUCUGAACUGUAUCUCUCACACCGCAUCCUACCUUCGUCUCUGGGCCCUGUCACUCGCCCACCAGCAACUCUCCAUCGUUCUCUGGACCAUGACUCUUGGCGGUGCUUUCGGCAUCGAGGGCUCAACCACCCGUAUCAUCCUAAUUGUCUUUUCCUUCUACCUCUGGUUCACUUUGACCGUGGCCAUUCUGUGUGUCAUGGAAGGUACCAGUGCCAUGUUGCACUCGCUGCGUCUACACUGGGUCGAAGCCAUGAGCAAGCAUUUCAUUGGAGAUGGUAUUCCGUUCCAGCCUUUUAGCUUCAAGACCCUUCUUGAAGAGGACCCUGUUGAUUAA